AUGGCAGACACAUCGGCUGAUCGACGCCACGAGGUGGUCUUGGAUUAUCCGAACGAAGCGCAUCCUCCAAAGCGACCCAGAGACGAUAGGGCUCCAAUGCUGCACAUUUCUGGAGGCGGCGCUGCUGCAAAGAGACGGAAGACUGAGAACAAGACAGCAAGAAGUCGCAUGAAACCAUUCCCUCUGAGCAUCGUCUCUAGCGACUACGGCCAUGCAAGUCACGAUGCUGACUGCUUCGUGUCCCAUCUACUUGAUGCUGUCAGACUGAAUAACACCCGGCACGAUCUGCAACAGACUCUGACCAAACUCGAGGCAGAACCGCCCGUGCCUUUCUUGCAAGGGUCUGUGCGGAAGAGGCUCUGGUUCAAAGUGACUUGCCAUCGACAGCUGCGGGCUGAGCAGUUCGCCGUGAAGACCGCUUCGGUGAAGUUUCUGCAGUGCGACAAAGGUACUGCAAGACUCGAACUUGGCAAGACCUUUCAGGCCGCGAGAAGAGCACUGCAAGUAUCGAGAGAGCAGUACGUGGCGCGUCUCCACCGCAUCUUGACGAACGCGGUGACGGCGGCUUUGGGUGAUCGCAUCAAGACCAGACAUGAGCUUGUGAAGUGUAACAUUCAGCAAAUGCCACCUCAGCCUACGACUUCCGACUGGACUUGCGAACUGCCCUUCCGAGACGACCGCGGCGAAGAAGGACGGCCCUUUUCUCUGCACGCUGAAGAGGGCCUCCCAGUCCCUGCCAGGAACUUAUACAAUCUCAAACUACAGAAACAAAUCGCCGAGCGCGAACUGAACACAGAACCCUAUCCCGGCUGCUCUCAGAAGGAUUACGACGACCUGCUGGCGAGGCUGAAACGGGCAGAUUAUCAUGCUAUUGAGAAGAUUCUCCUCGAACGAGUCGAAGCCGUUGAAACGCCUUACCAGGAGACCCGCAAGCAGAUGCGAGACUUCAUCGAUAACGAACCACAAUUCUCCAUCGCGAGUUGCUCACGUUGUACAAGCGACUACAACGCCGACUACAACGCCGUGACCAAGAAUCUAGAUGGGGCUGCACUGCCUAAGCUCGCCAGUGCCAGAGCGGGUGCUUUAUAUCCGGCUGGGUUGGUGAGGCAGUGGCAGUAUCCCAUCGCGACGAUGACUAUGCCUGGGCAUCCUGAAGAUGUUGCGCAUUCGGAUGUCUCGAGUGGUAACGGUCUGGAGCCUGCGAUUGGUCUGGACACUGUGUCGAAUAGUUGUGGACUUGAUCAGGAUGCUGAGAGCUUGGAGUACAAACAGAAGUGGUUGCAGAGGUAUCGGAAGAUUGUGGAUGAGGGGCGACGGGCUUCGGAAGAUGAUAUGAGGGCUUUGAAGAGGGACCCGAGGACUGGUAUCACAUGA
Messenger RNA from Fulvia fulva, 1374 nucleotides. RefSeq lists its product as uncharacterized. Lineage: Eukaryota; Fungi; Ascomycota; Dothideomycetes; Mycosphaerellales; Mycosphaerellaceae. The coding region runs from base 1 to 1374 and encodes 457 amino acids. The record is from RefSeq and is a predicted model, not a curated record. The transcript has 4 exons.